AAAAAAAAAAAAAUAUAAAAAAAACACAUCUCUUUAAAUCUGUGAUUUUGAACCACUCAUGGAUGCUUCUUUUUCUUCUUCUUGCAUCUGGAGAUACAACACUUUCGCGAGCUUCCAUGGACCAGAUGUCCGCAAAACAUUUCUUAGUCAUUUGCGAUAACAGUUUAACUCCAAUGGAAUUACAAUGUUCAAUGAUGAAAGGAUCGAGAGAAGCCAAACCAUCGCCCCUGCUCUCACACAGGCGAUUAGAGAAUCGAGGAUAUCCAUCGUCGUGCUCUCGAAGAACUAUGCUUCAUCCAGCUGGUGUCUUGAUGAGCUAUUGGAGAUUUUGAACUGCAAAGAAAACGCAGGACAGAUAGUGAUGACAAUCUUCCACGGAGUAAAUCCAUCUGAUGUGCGCAAACAAACCGGAGAAUUUGGGAUCGCUUUCAAAGAAACUUGUGCUCGUAAAACAAAGGAGGAGAUGAUAAAAUGGACCCAUGCUUUGAACUUUGUGGGCAACAUAGCUGGAGUACACGUCCAAGACUGGGACGACGAAGCAAAAAUGAUCGAGAAGAUUGCAACCGAUGUCUCAAAUAAACUGAAUGCUACAGAGUCGAAGGAUUUUGAUGACAUAGUGGGACUUAAAGCUCAUUUGACGGAAAUUGAGUCUUUGCUAUAUCUAGACUAUGAUAAAGUUAAGAUGGUUGGAAUCUCUGGUCCGGCAGGCAUUGGUAAGAGUACCAUUGCUAGAGCCUUACAUAGCCUACUCUCAAGCAGUUUUCAUCAUAGUUGUUAUAUGGAAAACCUUAUAGAAAGCAAAGCCAAUAGUGCUCUAGAGUAUCGUUCGAAAUUGAGUUUACAAGAGCAGCUUCUUUCGCAAGUUUUGAACCUAAAGGACAUUAGGAUACGCCAUUUAGGUGCGAUACGCGAAAGGCUACACGACCAGAGGGUUCUUAUCAUUCUUGAUGACGUGAAGGAGGCAGAGCAACUAGAGGUUUUGGCUGAUAUCAAGUGGUUUGGUCCUGGAAGUAGGAUCAUAGUGAUCACUGAAAACAAAGAUAUUUUGCUGCAACAUGGUAUAUGUGAUAUAUACCAUGUGGGUUUUCCAUCACAAGAAGAUGCUCUAAAGAUCUUUUGUCUAUAUGCUUUUAGACAAACCUCUCCACCUGAUGGAUAUAUGAAACUUCAUGAAUGUGAAAUGGUUGUAAAAUAUUGUGGCAGUCUUCCAUUGAAUCUACAUGUUUUGGGGACGGCGUUUCGGGGAAGGAGUGAUGAUGAAUGCAAUCUUGGUGUAAUAGGAUUUAUCUAUCUUAGUUUAUCUGAGAAAAGCCAAGCUCUAUUUGACUACUUAAUUCGAUGCUCUGCUCUAGAAAAUGGCAGGGAAACUGAUGAGCCUCCUAGUGGUGAUCUAACUAAGAUUCUAGCAGAUCUUGGCGAGGAAAUUGGUGAUGAUCUAGAUAUUGAACUGGGUCAAAUAUAUGAACUUGCCUACCAUGCGUCGCAAACCGCAACAAGAAUCUUGGGAUAGGAUGAAUCCCUUUUUUUUUUUACUUUGAAUCCUUUUUUUUAUUCAUUUAAAUUGUAAUAUGGCGUCACUUACUGUAUAUAGUAGAAGUUUGAAAUAUGUAUUUUUUGAAAAAAAAAUAUUUAUGAAACUUUUAUGGGA
Arabidopsis lyrata subsp. lyrata is the source of this 1648-nucleotide messenger RNA. Its product is annotated as disease resistance protein RML1A. Gene Ontology annotation, molecular function: ATP hydrolysis activity; ADP binding. NCBI's taxonomy places the organism in Eukaryota, Viridiplantae, Streptophyta, Magnoliopsida, Brassicales, Brassicaceae. The record is from RefSeq and is a predicted model, not a curated record. Gene Ontology annotation, biological process: signal transduction; defense response. The transcript has 3 exons. Bases 185 to 1510 code for a protein of 441 amino acids.